Gasterosteus aculeatus aculeatus (three-spined stickleback) is the source of this 811-nucleotide messenger RNA. RefSeq names its product small nuclear ribonucleoprotein 27 (U4/U6.U5) (gene snrnp27). Gene Ontology annotation, biological process: RNA splicing. Gene Ontology annotation, cellular component: precatalytic spliceosome. Lineage: Eukaryota; Metazoa; Chordata; Actinopteri; Perciformes; Gasterosteidae. The record is from RefSeq and is a predicted model, not a curated record.
CCGGACGCUGCGCGACAACAGACGAGCCCGAUUGUCGGAAGCGGCCAUUAGUCCAACGAAUACACACAUUUCUUGGUCUAAAUUAUUCUGUUUCUACGACUACCUCUACACUCAUUUGAUAUUUUAUCGAUUGGUAAAAUGGGAAGAAGCCGGAGUCGAACUCCUCCAAGGCGAGAGAGAAGGCGUUCCCGCUCAACUUCCCGUGAUCGUGAGCGAAAGCGAAGGGAAAGGGAACGCUCUCGUUCUCGAGAUCGUGAGCGGCGCAGAAGUCGCUCGCGAUCUCCUCACAGGAGACGUUCAAGGUCUCCACCCCGACGUCAUCGCUCCUCCUCCUCUCACUCUGACCGCCGCGAUGAUGAGCGCAAAGAUUCUAAGGAAAAAACAGUGAAGCCCAUUCAGAUCUCUGAGGAAGACAUGGAGGGUAAAACGGAAGAGGAAAUUGAGAUGAUGAAGCUGAUGGGUUUUGGCUCCUUUGAAACCAGCAAGGGGAGGAAAACUGAUGGGUCGGUCAAUGCAUUUGCUAUCAAUGUGAGCAUGAAGAGAAAAUACAGGCAGUACAUGAACAGAAAAGGUGGGUUCAACCGACCACUGGACUUCAUUGCCUGAAAGUAUCAACAACCUGUGAUAGCCGGCAAGCUGAGCUCCGUUCUCCUCUCCAUUGUAGUGGAUGAUAUUGUUUUGUGUUAUGCAACAUUUGUGUAUAGUUUUUUUUCCCUAGCAAUACAUGGGAGACGUAGCAAUACAUUGCAUGCGGCGUGUGUUGUUUUUGUGUGUGGAAUUUUAUCUGAAAUAAAAUGAUUUCUAAAAUUUG